CAAAGGACUGCAGUUUAGAGAAAAAGGUUAUGACGGAACUGAGCUGAACAUGGAGCUUUUUUGGAUUUUGUUAUUUUCUAGUUUCUAUCCUCAUGCCUCUGGCCAAGGAGUUUACGCUCAAGCCAACGCCCAGAUCGUGCACUCAGGCGCAGCGUGUAACGUCAAGGAUGAUAACAUCAGUGAGAGAAUCUACACCAUCAAAGAAGGAGACACACUAGUGCUUCAAUGUAUCGUUAAAGGACACCCACGACCACAGGUGCGGUGGACAAAGACUGCAGGCAGUGCAUCAGACAAGUUCCAAGAAACAUCAAUCUACAACGAGACGCUGCGCAUUGAGGGCAUCCAGAGGGUGCAGGGGGGUCGCUACUACUGCAAGGCCGACAACGGGGUGGGGGUGGCUGCCAUCAAGUCCAUCCGCGUAGAUGUGCAGUACCUUGACAUACCUGUUCUCACGGUGCACCAGACCAUCAGCGAUGUGCGGGGCAGUUACUACCAGGAGAAGACUGUGUUCCUGCGCUGCACCGUCAACUCCAACCCUCCCGCACGUUUUAUCUGGAAACGUGGGAACAUGCUCAUUGAACAGAGCAAGGACAAUGGAGUAGACAUCUAUGAACCACUUUACACUCAGGGUGAGACCAAGGUGCUUAAGCUGAAAAACCUCAGACCCAAGGACUUUGCCGAUUACACGUGCCAGGUGUCAGUACGCAAUGUGUGUAGCAUCGAAGACAAGUCAGUCACCUUCAGGCUGACAAAUGCCACAUCUCCCCCAAUGAUCCGGCUGUCAGUGAACGACACGGUGGUGGUGGACCCCGGGCAGGAUGUGCUCCUAACCUGUGAGGUGACGGCAGGUUUCCCCCUCCCCACCCUGAGGUGGUCGCCCCUUCCCCUCAGCGCACAAGUUCGAGGGCCAACGCUCAAUCUGCGGGCGGUCACACCGACCGACGCUGGUUUCUACAACUGUACGGCUUACAACAACGUGGGCAACCAGGCCCGCAAGAACGUCAAUCUGGUUGUCAGGACAAUGAGUAACCUGACCUUCCAGAUAACACCAGACUCCAACAAGGACAGCGAGACCAUCCAGAUGGGUCGGGACCUCAAGCUGUCGUGCCAUGUUGAUGCCACCCCACAGGACAAGGUCAACUACACCUGGUACAAGAACGGUGCACCUGUUUUCAACUCGGAUAGCCUGAUCUUGUUGCGCAGUGACCCAGACAUGGCACCCGGCACCAGUAGCUUGGAGAUUGUUGACAUGAAGUUCAGAGACUUGGCUACCUACAGCUGUGUGGCGAACUUCCCCGGCAGCAGGGUGCCAGAGCUGCGUGUGGAUGUCAACAUCUCUCAGAACAGUGUCUCUCCUCCAGUGUUGGCUCUUCCACCAGGAGGUCAGGUGGUGAACGUUCGGGAGGGAGGUAACAUCGACCUGGUGUGCUUGGUGGUAGAAGGUAAACCCCGUCCACCUAUACUGUGGUCACGGAUGGAAAAAGACCUGCUAAUGUCGUCAGGGGCAACCACGAUGGAGACACUUGAUGGCCGCUUGAUGCUAAGAAAUGUGAGCCGGGACAUGAUGGGGGCGUACCGCUGCCAGACUGCUCCGUACAACGGCCUUAACAUCAAACGCAGGGAGGCACAGGUCCAACUCAAUGUGCAGUAUCCUCCCAUACUGGACCCAGGCGACCCGGAUGUGCGUUCAAGGAACUAUCAGAUGGUGACCCUGAGGUGUACGGUGAUACGCUCAUUCCCGACACGCCUUAUAGACAUCCGCUGGUUCCGUAAUGGCGAAAUAAUCCGCAUGCCCAUGCCAGACACUAAGGAGAAGCCAGAGCUGAAGUUUAAGCUGGACCCCACCAACAACGGCUCGUAUGAGUGUCGAGUCACCAAUAGUGCAGGGACAUCAACAUGUGCAUUUAAUGUCUCUGCACAACCCUACAAUGCUGAGUUUUACUUCGACACACCCAACCCAGUGCGAAUUCAAAAAGGAAACAACUAUUCCUACAACCUGCAGUGGACACAGAGAGAUCCUGAGGCCACGGAUCGUAUCAUAGGUUACUGGAUUAAUGUUCGAAAGAACAAGCAGAACGUGCUCUCAAAGCAGAUAGACCUCAAGGGCAAGGAGCCAGAGAAGGGUGUGCUGCUGUCCCACACCAUAUCAGACCUGAGGAUCCCUCUGUCCUACGAGGUCCGACUGGCACCCAUCACCACCUACAGCACCGGGGAGUACGCCAGUCGCAUCAUACAGUACUCAGAACCCUACACCUACCCAAGACCUUCAGACCAUGUGUGUGGUUUUGAGGAUCAGAGGAUCUGUGGUUUCUCUCAAGACCGGAGUGAUGUCUUCGACUGGACGAGACAAAAUCACCUAUCCCAGAAUCCCAAGCGAUCUGCCAAUACCGGACCCGAGACUGACCGCAGUGGAACCAAGGAAGGGUACUACAUGUACAUUGAAGCAUCACGGCCGCGCACUGAGGGGGACAAGGCUCGUCUGCUUUCUCCACUUUUUAAUGUGACCUCAGUCAGAGGCCCCAAGGGCUCUGGCAGAGUCCCAUACUGUGUCGCUUUCUACUACCACAUGAAGGGCAAACAUAUUGGCUCCCUCAAUGUGCUUCUGAGAGUGAGAAGCAUUGCCUCUGUGGACUCGGUGGUCUGGUCGAAGUCUGGUCACCAGGGCCCGGACUGGAGGAGAGCGUUCUUUGACAUCAGCCCCAGUGGACCCUUUCAGAUUGUGUUCGAGGGAAUUCGAGGCCCGAGUUUCGAGGGGGAUAUUGCCAUUGACGACGUGUCUAUCACCGUCGGGAAGUGCAAGCAGGACACUGUAUCCAGCGCAGGUAAGACAGUUCUGAUUGGUGGAUCACGCUCACUCCCAUUGGCCAGGUGGCUGACCUUCGGCCUCUCCUGCUUCCUGUUGCUACUCUACAGAUGAUGAUCACUUCCUGCGACACCCCCUGUCUGUAGUGACAGACACUGUCCUGACUCACGCUCUUAUACUUCUCUCUCUACCCUUCUCCCUGUCCUUUCCUCCACAUACCAUUCUCCUUAACUCUCCUUUUCCACUCUAUGUAGUUCUAUCCUUUGUGCAUCCAUGUCAGCCUUCUUGCAUAGAUAAAUAGUAUCACAGAGUCUUUGUCUAGUUUCUCCUCCUCUGCUUUCUUUGAACCUUUCCCCCCAGACACUCAGUAUAACCAACUGUUGUGCAUACUGUAUUUAAGGUGAACAUACUUACUGAUAUUUGACGGUUACAAUUCACCUUCUCUCCUUUGUCUCUCUAUUAAUCUGAUUAGAAUCACUUUAUCCAUGUCAGCGUGUCACUUUGUCACCUUUACCUCUCCUUCAUCAACCCUUUUAUCAUCCAUACAUGUUCCCUUUCAUGUAUCCUCAACGGCCCCUCCACCCUAUUCCCCAGACACACCAAAGUGUCGGACACUCUACCAAAGAUGACAAAGGACCUGAGGGAAUAAAACGAAGGAACAGGAUUCCAGGAAGAAAGUGUAAGAGAGAGAGAAAAAGAGGGUAAAAUCCUUCUUCUUCACAAGACUGUCUCCCAUCGGUCCCAAACUCUGGGACAUUGGGAGCUAACGACUGAUAAAGGGACGGACUAAGAGAAAGAAACUGAUGAUUGAAUGAAUACAUAAAUGAAUGCUGAGAAAAGGACCAGCCAGAAACAGAGGAAAUAGAAGUGUGCUCCUGGUAGCCUCUCUGCUUGCCCUCUGCUUGCCACAAGAGACGAACCUCAGCGCGGAUUAUACGUGUACAUUUAUCUCUAUAUAUAUAUUAAAUAUAACAAAGUUUAAACUUAAACACAACUAGGACAGUGGAGGACUUUACAAAGUGAAAUUAAAGAAGCACAAUGUUUAUACAACCUCUGCUGUACCUUUGGGUUUUAUUCUACUUAUUAUGUGAUGUUGCAAUUUGUCAGACCUAUUCAAUGUUUUUGAUAUUUUGCUUUUUUGUUUUCUUUGGUUCAUGGCGUAACGAAGGGUCAAAGAGAAUGGGUAAUAAAGUAUUAUAUUAAUAUUUAUGAGAAGAAGAGAAGAUGAUUCGUGAUCGAGGACCAGAAUUGAGCACGAGGAGGGAAAAGCAAGGAUGACCCAAGCCAACUGGAUUGGAAACCUCAACUUGUAUUGGCACGUACUGAACACACACACAGACACACACAGACACUUUUUCCUUGCUGACAUCACAGCCAGGCCCUCAGCUCACCCUCUGCCUCAAAACAUGUCUCCUCUAUGGAUGAAACAAAAAGAAAACCACAGUUGAUAGAUACAACCUUCACGUUUCUGCGCCCUAACCAUGAACUUAACGCAUCGCUGGACAUCAUUACUGGUCAUGUCCGGAUUGAUGAGCCACAACUGAAAAGCUGGACAUGUUAUUUCUCAUGAAAUGGAAAACAAGGUGUCGUAGAAGAGGGCCACAAAGAGCUUGGAGUGAGUUCAGUUGAAUAUUUCUUUCUCUAAUUGAAUGUUAUGUAUGAAUUUCCCAUGCAGUGAAAAAAACUGUCAGAUUGUUAGCAGCAAGGAUUGCAUAUCAGAUUUUCUGUUUUGUUUAAUUAAUGUCUGUAGUUUAAACUGUUUUUCAUAAUAACAUAGAUAUGAUGGUUAAAGUUAAGCAAUAAUCAUAUCUAUAGAUCUGUAUACAAACCUUUAUGAGUGCAUUUGAGAUGGCAGUUCAGAAGGGAAGGGAUUUCUUUCUAAAUACAAUUGUAGUCAUCAUUCAUAAAGUUCAAUAAAGAAGCUGUAGCUAUUGUAAUCAUAUCGAUAGUAUUUUUUCGAUGUUCUCCAUUAGGCUUUAACCUAUCUCAAGAAAGCUCCAAAUUCACAUGUUACGCUUUUGCAGUAAGUGAUCUACUUUUUAUGCUGAUCUUCUUCAUUACCAUGUACAUCACAUGUGAUUCAAUCAUGAACACCAUAUGUACUUUAGUCUGUGUUAUUUCAAAUUGAUUUGAUCACUUUUUUGGUUGCUUUUUCUUAAUUGUGGUUGUUACAAAUUGUAUUGUUGGCUUUACAAUCAUAAGUAGUGCAGAACAUACAUAAAUGACGUGCCUAAUAGAUUGUUCCACUUUGGUGUGAGUAGCAAUUUCUUUGUUAAGCUGGCACUGCUGGCUACUGUACAGUAUGAGUAUAACAUCAUACUGUAUCAAUGACAACUCAGUCAUUCAAUGCUGCGUAAGGCAUGUUGGAUUAACCUGUGAAGCUCUCUGUCAGUGGUGUAUUAUAUGAACUUGGGAGCCCUCUGAAACCUGCAGACUCUCAAUAAUCCUGUACAUUAGCUCCAUCUCCAUUUAUUUUAAAUCUCAUGGCAGGUUGCAACUGAAUGUUACAACCACUUAAGAAGUGAAUUUGAGUGACAUGCUUUCCUGUCAAUGUAGCUUUGUCAUGCUGCAAUUGUAUACUGUAAAAGUUAUGCUGAAAAUAUUUUAAACCUUUUAAAAUAUUUCCCACACACAUCAAGACAAAACAGGUGUAUAUUUGUAGGUAUUUAUUGCAACAACUCAAUGUUCACCUUCCUAAAUGGCUAAGGGAUAAGGAUGUUGUAUUUAAAUGAGCUUAAGUUUAACUUUUAGACAUUUCAUGAAGCAUUAAUGUGCAUGGCAUUUUCAUUGUGCUUACUGUCAAAGUGUUCUUCAUAUUUCCUCAUAUUUCAAUGGCAGUGGUAACAGAGACUGAUUACUUCUGUCAUUUUUGCAUUUGGACAUGCGACAGCUGCAAAUUAACUGACAGAAUACUGUGGAAACCUCAGAUGUAUUGUCUGAAACAUUGUUAUAUUUUCAAAAUUAUUGGGACAACUUUAAGCUCAAGUUCAAAGUGAAAGAAGACAUUGAUUUAUUUCACCUACCUGAGAUCACAAUAUCAAGGCAUGACAUACAGAUGUGCAGAUAAUCUGACCAAUAUGUUAUUCUCAUUAUGUUGCCUGGUGAAGCAACACAUUGUCACUUUACCAAUGGUUUAUGUCAAGUUGGGAAACUAACUGUUACUGUAUUCAUCUACUCCGAUAUAAUGUUUUUUUUUUGCACAAAUGAAUCAUCAAAAUGCUUCUAUACUGGCACACUACAGUCCACUCUGAGGCAUCAUAAGCACUGCGUAUUUCCCAGGUGAUGACUGCCCAAAGGGAAGUUUAAAGAGAAUCAAGCAAUCAUCCUUUUUUGGGUUUUGAUAUCAAGCAUUUAAAUGCUUUAGAAAUUGCCAUUACAUAAUAUUUAGAGUGUAAGCACACCUGUAGCAACACUAACAUUUGCCCAUAUGGUAUCUAGGAUACAUACAACGUGAGGUUUUCAUAUAUCAUAUAUCUAAAAUCAUCGCAUAUAGUUCAAUUGACAUUAUUAUUUCAGUACAAAAUAAUCAUGUGCUUCAUUUGUUUCAAAAAAACAUCCGUCAAUAAAAUAAAAAUGAACAGCAAUGAAAAGCUUCUGUCAAUAAUAACAUUAUCUGUCCGGGGGUAAAAUGCUUUGGUAGCAAACAAACAUCUGCUGAUCGUCAUACAGUGCUGAAACUAAGAGCAAUGAGAUGUGUAGCACAGCUGUUAGUUAGCAUACAACAGACAUGUAAUACAUCUGGAUUGGAGAAGAGGUUCAAGGUAAAUCAAAACAUAUCUGUGAAUACCAUAUUGAAUCCAAGUCAACUUCACAAAAAUAAUUUCCUGUGGCUUUUAACCAGCAUACACAGUGUGAGGGAACAACACUUACUGUAUGCUGGUUAGGUUGAAAGCACCUACAGAUGGAACAUGAUUUUACAUCUAGUUUUUAAUUGUUUUAUAAAGUCAGACCAAAGACAAGACAACUAGCUAAAAGUGUACCACAUGAAUUAGUGCUGGAAAUUAACAGAUUCAUUUUCUCUUUUCUGGUAGAUAACACAAUGCAUCUACUUAAAAUCUCAAGAGAAGUAUUUUCCAAAAUGUAACAUCUAAAGGGUAUUUAUAUUCCUUAUUUUCUUAUAAGGAAUACACUUGUUUGAGUCCUUUACAUUAGAGCAACUUGUCCACUUCCUGUACGUGCUCAUCAUCUGUUUACUGAGCCCCAGUAGAGUUACACUUGUAUGACAAACUGACUGUUAAUGAUCCACUUACUGUUUACCAUCUGUACUAUCUUGAACUGAUUGGAGUUGACGUCCAAGAGACUGUACGGACCUACUCAGCCUCUAUUCCCUCCUUGACUGCAAAAGCUGCCAAAACAGAGAGGAACAGUUUGGCAAUAGAACCACGUUUCCUUCUGGCUACACAAAUAAAUAAAGGUAUAUGUUCAAUAGUGAUUUUUCUGGUUUGUGGGAAAUAAGAUGAUGUGAAACAAUCAGUGUCUGAGUGCCGGCAACAGUCCUGGCUUCCCUGUUAUGUUACGUAAUCUCAUGAGUGUUUUGCGACCCUGUUUUACAGACUGCAAUGACCUUUUUCACAAAACGCUGUGACCCUUGCCCUGUCUUCCCAAAAACAGGUGAAAAGCAAAACAUUUCAAAAUAUUUGUUGGAUUGAAAUUGUUUUGUAAACUUCUCCUUCUGAUCAAAGUCUGGGACAAAAAAAGUAACUGACUUCUAGUGGACUUUUUUGACACAUGACAGUGUGGUAUUUCAACAAGCAGCUUCAAAAUGAUAAGCCUUAAUACCUUAUACAGUAUAUGACUUUUUUAGGCCUCACCUGACUAUUGUAAUUCACUGUGACAAGCAUUGUCUUCGCAUUAAGUACGUUUUGGGAAUCAGUGCAUGAGUCACAGUAGUUGUCCACAUGCUGAGUGUCAGGUCGACAGCAUAGCCUUCAUCGGUCUGUGUUUCAAUCCAUUUUUGGAACAGAAGAUUUGAAAUGCACCUUUAAUGUGUAAAAAAGGGAGAGGGGUAUCAAACAGUGCUGGGUGUUGUAUAUUGCUGUCAUGUACUAAAGUAUUUUAGAGGAAAAUAUAUUUGAAAUAUGAUUCUGAAAGGUAUAAAUAAACA
Messenger RNA from Trematomus bernacchii (emerald rockcod), 7907 nucleotides. RefSeq names its product MAM domain-containing glycosylphosphatidylinositol anchor protein 1. Gene Ontology annotation, molecular function: protein binding. The coding region runs from base 50 to 2917 and encodes 955 amino acids. Lineage: Eukaryota; Metazoa; Chordata; Actinopteri; Perciformes; Nototheniidae. The transcript has 18 exons. The record is from RefSeq and is a predicted model, not a curated record. Gene Ontology annotation, cellular component: plasma membrane. Gene Ontology annotation, biological process: homophilic cell-cell adhesion; nervous system development.